This is a messenger RNA of Mya arenaria, 3540 nucleotides long. RefSeq lists its product as uncharacterized. NCBI's taxonomy places the organism in Eukaryota, Metazoa, Mollusca, Bivalvia, Myida, Myidae. The record is from RefSeq and is a predicted model, not a curated record. The transcript has 15 exons. Bases 292 to 3021 code for a protein of 909 amino acids.
UAGUGUACAACACUGAGACGGAGCUAGGUGGAAACGACACCUAUGCAUCAUUGAAUGAAGUUAAAAUAACACAAGUAUAAUUAUACUCAACACACAGAAAGAUAAAACAUUUCAAGAAAAGUGUAAACUUGGAAACAAAGUUUGUAUUAUUUUAAAGAAGAAUAAUAUUUGUUUUUAAAAAGGAUUAAAAUGCAAAUUAUAUUUGAACUUAUGUAAACUUCAACAUCACGGUGUAGUGUGCAGAGUUUUGAUUAACCGCUUAAGAAUAAAUUAUUCAAUGAGCUGAUUCAAAUGCGGAAAUACCUUACAAUGGCGGUAGCAGUGUCCAUAACUGUAAUCUGUCUUACGAUAAGCCAUGUGGCUGGGCAACAGUCAACUGGAUUUGAUCAGAAUCGUAUGACUAGAUGGCUACAAAGACUUUCAAAUCCAGACAUACAGCAACGACAACAACAGCAACAACAAGACAUGAUGAGUCGUGUCCAAAAUCAAGUGAACAAUUUAAUGCAAAGCACAUCCGGUGGUGCUGGUAUGAAUACGGGAUCACUUCUCGACAGAAUGUCGUCAAAUGUGAACACAGUGACUCAAAAUUUGAUGAACAAUUUCAACAAAGGACCAGUGAUAAAUACAAUCACCUCUAACAGUCCUGGUACUGUGACCAGCGAUCAGAUAUCUCCAUUUAAUGUCAUAUUUAGUGGGCAAAGGUCAUCGCAGGGUCAAGGUAACGCCUUGCCGGAAACCCAAACUCCAAGGUCAAGGUCAGCGUUCGAUACAAGUGUGCGACAGUUUCGAUUGGAUUCCGUUUCCUCUGGCAAUGUUAACCCUGAACCAAUUAUUUUUACCUCCCAACCGCCCCAGCAAGCCUCGGGAAUGGUUGUUGUUCGUAGAAAUAACACAACAUCACGACGCCCUCUCGGGACAGCCGGUUCGUUCUCACAGCAGCGGUUAUCUAAUGUACCUUCCAGUACCAUGCUUAACUCAUUCGGGAUCAAUAUUCCCACGAUUUCUGGCCAAUCAGGAACGUUCUGGAGUGUUGGUAAUACUGGCUCAUCCGGAGACGGGGGCUCAAACACGAGAAUGGUUUCAAGGCGAACCCAACCACUUGGUUUUGGUUCAAACCAGUUUAGUGUAUUCUUAGGUUCUUCCUCAGGGCAGGAGCCCGCUAGUUUCAGUGUAGGUUCAGGUCAGCCUUUUAGCGUUAGAUCCAGAGAGUUGGGCUCAGAAAGCAGCCAGAGGCCGGCAUCAUCUUCGACGUCAGGUCAAACCACGGUGUCGCAAACACCAUUUCGUACAGGUGGUUUAGCUUUUGGAGAAGGACGAUUUGUUAAUUUAAAUGGUCCAGGAAUAGAUCUUAGUCAAACAACGGGUCCGCAGGAAACGUCUGGGUCAAAUCUUUGGCAGUUUUCUGGGUCACCUACGUCAUUUUCAGGUGGAUCGACGUCAAGUUCCGAUGGAAAUAUAAACGAUGCUGGAAGUCCCAGCUCAAGAUUCGGAAAUGCUUUCGGAAGUGGGUUUACAUCUGGUAUGGAGACUACUUUCGUUUCGGACACAUUUCCACCUAAUAUGACAACACAGUUUGACGCAUCUUCAUUUGGAGACACCUUCGUACGGACCACUGUAGGAGUGACAGCUGCUUCCCAGCCGCAACCCACCUCCCCCACCCGCUCCAACAACAUCCCGCCAGACGCUCUCUCGUGCACGGAUGAGUACCGUGCAAGGCCAGGCCACACCCUCUGUCUGACAGACAGCUCAGGGGUCACCAGUGUUGGGGUAGCGAUCAGCGACCGUCUCUUUAUCACCCAAUUUCACAAUGACCUCCGAUCAAAUGUCCAGCCUCCCGCCGCGGACCUUAUGUCCUUGCAAUGGGACGACAGGCUUGCUGCUGUUGCACAGAAGUGGGCCCAGCAGUGUAAGCUAGCUCAUGACGAUGAUCGGAAAUUACCAGUCCUUGGUUUGUCAGUGGGUCAGAAUGUGGCUGUUGGUUUCGAAAGCUGGCAAGAGGCAAUUCAAAUGUGGUACGACGAGAUCUCCCUCUACCGGUACGGUUAUGAGCCCGACUCCUAUCUAGGACCUGAGGGUUGGAGGCAGGUGGCACAUUUCACACAGAUUGUUCAGAACGGGACUUACCUGAUCGGGUGUGGAUAUGCAGAGUGCCCCUCUACCCGAUACGUCCGAUAUUAUGUGUGCAACUACGCUUCCGGGCAAUCCGACCUCGCCUAUCCCUACACUGCUGGGGCGAGAUGCGAGGCGUGUCCGAAUAAUUGUAACAAAGGAUUGUGUGAGUGCAACGGUCUUGUGUGUUUGAACAAGGGCAAGCUCAACCCAAGCGCCUGCAAAUGUGAAUGUCCAAACCCUUACUCGGGAGAGAAAUGCGAACAAUUGAAUUGUCCUGCCAGUGACAGUUUUGUGUGUGGACGCGACUGGCCGCCCACCUAUUGCACACGCUACAACAACGUCCCGGCAGAGUGUCCCUACAUGUGUGGAAUUUGUGGAGGGAGCGGACAGCCUGGUGCGAGUCGACCGCCAGCCCCUACGUUGAACGUAACCACAUUCACUUCCGCCUUUGGGUGUCGCUACACAGGAGUCAGAGAUAAUUCAGCGACGUGUCAUGGAUACGGUGACGGCGGAAAUGACAAAUCAAUGUGCUCGAGCCAGGGCGGAACCGUCGGGUGCGGGGACUGUGAGCGUUACUACAACAUCAAGAAAGACUACUGUCCUGUCAUGUGCGGGUUGUGUGAUCCUCCGUGCGCUGGAAAGCGAUGCAGUAACGGUGGAACCCUUGACACCACUUCCUGUGCAUGCAGCUGCCGAAAACCGUUCACUGGGGACACCUGUGAGUUUGCUCAGUGUCCGGUUAACGGGGACCCCGGGUAUUGCAGGUUCUGGCCGGCCCGGUACUGCCAGAUGUACUACAAUGUACCGGAAGAGUGCCCCUACAUGUGUGGCAUUUGCAAGCAGGACGGCACUGUAUCCAGAUCCGGCAAAAUAUCUCCCACACUUGCCGGUGAAGCGGCCGAGACUUAAGCCAUGAUCAUGUACAUUUUGCGAUACUCCCAUUUUCCUUUCGGCGAUUUUGAAGUUUGAAAUGGCUGAUUAAGAACAUAGCGAAUGCAAACAUUAUAUGAUAAUGCGCACCUUGAAAGAAAGAAAACAUUUUUCCGGAGUUUUUCUUUUUCAUCUGAUUAUAUGAGUAGUAUGUUUAUGCGAUCGAAGUGACCCGGAUUUUGUUUGACAAGAUGUGAGUUGGUAGCUGGUAACCAGACCAUUACCAAGGCGUGGGGGAAGUGGAGUGUUCAUAUUUUGAAAUUAACCGAUUUAGUUUCUAGAACAUUAGAAUUCGUACUCUGCGGAAAAAAACAUUUUAUUCAUUCAACAAGUGUGCUAUAUUUAAUUGAUAUUGUAGUUAUAUUUAUUUAUUGUAUUAAUGAUGCUGAGAACUAUUCAGAACAGAGUCAUUGGCUUUAAAAGAGUGUAUACAUUCUUAAUGUAUAUGUGUAUUAUUAUUUAUGAUUUUAAAUAAAUAUGAAUAAAAUAUUGCUUGAC